UAGCGAAUAUCUUUUGCCUAUCUUAUAACUGUGCUUCGAGAUACCGCGUCUCGAUGCUGCCAGCCAGUGCCGCGCCGACCGCCGCGAGAAACAGUCGCCGACCGGUCCACGAUGAAAAUAAUACACUUCGCGAUCGUCGUAACGCUAUGGAGCGGGGUCCUAGGUUACGACUAUCAUUGCAGCAAGCGAUCAGCUCUGCUGCUACUCAAACGACCAGCUUACGAAUUCUCAAUCAAAAUGCUGCAAAGAGUCACAGAGGACACUGAUUCUCAUUUUGUGUACUCGCCUCUCUCAACUUGGCUGCAAGUCACUGCCUUAGCAGAAGGAGCUACCGGCAGCACGUUAAGGGAAAUCUGGAACGUCACUAAACACCACAGAAACAGAUGCUUUAAAAAGAAAUUAAGCGAAAUUUUGGAAACUCUCAAUUCGGAACUAAGGUAUGAAAGCAAAAGGAAAAGUGUGAUGGCUGUUGAUAGAUUGAUACGGGUGAAAAAAUCUUAUAUGCGUGCUGUACAGAAGUUGUACGGAAUCAAAGUUAUGCAGCUUGAUUUUAACGAGCCUAAGAAAUCCGCAGACAAAGUGAAUAAAGCCAUCGAAGAUGGCACCGGUAGGGUCAUAGAUACAAUAGUGUAUUAUGAUGACUUUAUAGAUAGUACACUAGUUAUGAGUGACGCUAACUAUUUCAGGACUGAGUGGGAAACACCGUUUAACAGUGCAUACACACAGUUAAAACCUUUUUACUCAAACCGAGGAGUUAAGCAAGUUUACUUGAUGAACCAGAUCGGUUACUACCACUACGUUCAUAUGCCACAGAUUCAUGCCAAAGUUUUAGAAAUUCCGUGCGCGACUCGCAGAAUAUCAAUGCUGAUAUUUAUGCCAACUCAGAAAGAAUGGAUCGGGGAGAUCUUUUAUUCAUUGCAGAACACGAGCUUAACAGGCAUAUUUAACAUGUACAAGAAGAACAGAAAGCAGUUGAUCAAUUUGACGAUGCCAGUGUUCAGCCAACAAACGGAGAUUAUAAAUAUACCGGAGUUGCUUUAUGAUAUGGGGAUCAAGAAGAUCUUCAACCCAGACAUCGCUGAAUUUAAAACGGUAUCGAAUUAUAAAAUGCAUGCGUCUUUGAUGACCCAAGUGACGGAUAUUGAAGUCAAUGAAAAGGGUCUGACGGUGGAAACCGCUGCCGCCUUAGUCAAUAACGAUACUGUAACGGACUUUUUGGUGGACAGACCAUUUGCAUACAUGAUUGUUGAUAAAAUAACUGAGUUUAUUCUAUAUGCUGGUGUGUACUCUAUACCCGGUGAAGUGGGGACUGAAAUGAAUAAUGUUUAGUGACGGGUCGCGAAUGUCUUCUCAGAAUAAUUUGAUUGCGGUAUCGCUAUGUUUUAUUUGUGAAUGUUAGGCUGAAUGAGGACGUCAGGAUAUAUGAGUGUUGUAAUGUUAGACAGUUUGACAUUUCGUGAACUCUAGUGAAAGUGAAAUCUUACCUAUUUGAAUGAGGCUUCAAUUUAGGUAAAUAUAAUCUACUAUAGCGGUAAAACGGGGUGAAUAGGACCGGCGAGGUAAAUAGAGACGAAUUUUGUGAGGGAGUCGUCAACUUUCGGUUUGCUUUUUUUGAACCGUUUACAAAAUCAAUCUUUAUCAACUCCUAGUUUUACUUAGACUUAUUCUCCCCGUUUUACUGAAACCAUUUGUAAUAUUUAUAACUAUUAUGUGCUAAGUUAAAAUUGUAACUUAUCAGUCAUUAAAUUAUGUGUUAUUUUUAAUGUAGUUAAGUUAAUUCUGACUAAUUAUCUCCAAUGUAGUUAAGUAGACAUUUCUUGAAGCAGUUAGUUUAUAAUUGUCAAAGCCUGGUUGAUUAAUGUGUACGAGUCAAUAGACCUUGAAAAUGUACGUAUUUACUUUGAAAGGAAUAAAAGAAGUACUGUUAUCAAAAAACUGUAGUUCCAAAAAAAACAGCACUUUUCUUGAAAGAUGAAAAUAACAAUGAAAGGUUUUCCUAAAUUUUAAAUGGUUAUAAU
Messenger RNA from Trichoplusia ni (cabbage looper), 2018 nucleotides. RefSeq names its product serine protease inhibitor 77Ba-like (gene serpin-14). The coding region runs from base 112 to 1329 and encodes 405 amino acids. The record is from RefSeq and is a predicted model, not a curated record. The transcript has a single exon. Gene Ontology annotation, molecular function: serine-type endopeptidase inhibitor activity. NCBI's taxonomy places the organism in Eukaryota, Metazoa, Arthropoda, Insecta, Lepidoptera, Noctuidae.